This is a messenger RNA of Centropristis striata (black sea bass), 1772 nucleotides long. It is a transcript of the gene taf7, whose product is annotated as TAF7 RNA polymerase II, TATA box binding protein (TBP)-associated factor. Gene Ontology annotation, biological process: transcription initiation at RNA polymerase II promoter; RNA polymerase II preinitiation complex assembly. The transcript has 12 exons. NCBI's taxonomy places the organism in Eukaryota, Metazoa, Chordata, Actinopteri, Perciformes, Serranidae. The record is from RefSeq and is a predicted model, not a curated record. The coding region runs from base 314 to 1402 and encodes 362 amino acids. Gene Ontology annotation, molecular function: RNA polymerase II general transcription initiation factor activity. Gene Ontology annotation, cellular component: transcription factor TFIID complex.
AUACGACAUUAUUUAUAUGGUCGCGGAUGUCUUGGUUCCGACUAUGUACUGACGAUGACGAUGAGUUGUACCUUCGGCCAGAGUUUUGAACAGGAAGUGUACUGCACAUAUUGAUUUCUUAAAACAUUUCCGAGAAGUACCUGAACACAGCACGAGUCUAUACAAGUCUCCAUUCUCAUGUUUAGUCCUGGCUGUGUGAGCUUCGUGUAGCGAAGUUGAGUAGUUUUUAAUCUAAACCAGCAUUUUUGGUGCGAUUUUUUUCACCAUUUAACCACAUAUAUGCAGCUUCACCGUCCUCAUAACUAAAACGACGAUGACGUCUAAAAUUAAAGCUGGGAAGGUCGGCUCGAAGAAUAAGGAGGAUGCUCCUUAUGAGUUGGAGAGCCAGUUUGUCCUGAGGCUUCCUUCGGAGUACGCCUCAACAGUAAGAAGGAUUGCCCAGUCAGGCAGUAUGAACAUAAAAGACAGGCUCACCAUCGAGUUGCACCCUGAUGGUCGUCAUGGCAUAGUGAGAGUGGACCGUGUCCCUUUAGCCUGCAAACUGGUGGAUCUGCCGUGCAUGAUAGAGUCUCUGAAAACGGUGGACAAGAAGACAUUUUACAAGACUGCUGAUGUUUGUCAGAUGCUGGUGUGCACACUAGAUGGAGACCUUUACCCUCCUUUAGAGGAACCAACUGGAACCGACCCCAAGAGCAAAAAGAAGGACAAAGACAAGGACAAGAAAUUUGUUUGGAACCACGGCAUCACAUGCCCCCUGAAGAACACACGCAAGAGAAGAUUUCGGAAAACUGCGAAAAAGAAGUACAUUGAAUCUCCUGAUGUGGAAAAGGAGGUGAAGAGAUUGCUGAGCACAGACGCUGACGCUGUCAGUGUCCGGUGGGAAAUCAUAGCAGAGGAUGAGUCCAAGGAAGCGGAUCAGCAUGGCUCUCUGAAUAACCUGGACUCCUCUCCUGGCACCUCGGGACACAAGAUGGGUCACGGGUCCUCUGCCCAGCGUGACGAACUGAGGGAAAUCUUCAACGACAUCAGCAGCUCCAGUGAGGACGAGGAGGACGAAGGGGACCGGCACGAGGACGAGGACCUGAAUAUCAUGGACACGGAGGAUGAUCUGGUCCGACAGCUCCAAGAGAAGCUCAACGAGUCCGAUUCUGCACAGCAUGAGAGUGACAGAAACAACCAGAUAGUUAUGGAGUAUCAGGUGCAGAUCAACGGCGUCAAGGCCAAGCUCCAGGAAACCCGCGCCCGAAAGAAACAGCAGGAGGAGCUAAUCAUGAAAGUGGAAAACCAGGCCCUCAAAAACCGCUUCCAAGCUUUGUUGGAUGAGAUUAUUCAGCAGGAGGAGCGGGAGAUGGAGCAGCUGGCCUCCCUGCAGGAGCAGCUGGACUCACUGAUAGAGAAGUGACCACCACCAGGGGGCAGCCUCAUGUCACUGACACACACGUGAAGAGGAGGAGAGGAGGGGAAGGAGGAGGAGGAGGAGGAGGAGAGCCUUCAUCUAGGGAGGAGGGAGUCUUUAUUAGCUAACUUGCUGUGUCAUUCCUUUCAGUUUGUUAUCUCCAUACAAUACGCAUACUGCAUACUGAUUUAUGUAUUAAAGGUCAGUGGUUUUUUAUUAGGUUGACAAAUUUUGUUUAUGACUGUGUGAUUGAAGUAUUUCAUUGGCUCAAUUGUGAAUAUUUUUGCUUGUCAUCUUAACAUAAAUGUACUCUCAGCCAACUCACCUUCUCUGUAUUUCAUUAUAUAUGAAGAAUAAAUUACAGCGAAACACAAAA